UCUCAUCACCCAUUGAACACCUUUCAUCUGUUACCAAAAAGAAGAAAAUUGUUCUUUGGUGAAUCAAUAUCUUCACUCUUCAGCAACAUGGGCGCAGGUGGCCGAUCAAAUCCUCAUGAUCUACAUGUCAAGAAAUCCGAAGCUGGAGGUAUCAAAAGAGCCCCAACCUCAAAACCACCAUUUACACUAGCCGAUAUUAAAAAAGCCAUACCUCCUCAUUGUUUCGAAAGAUCCUUGAUUCGAUCCUUCUCGUAUCUGAUAGCCGAUCUUACAGCCGUCUCGGUCUUUUACUACCUUGCCACAACUUUUAUCCCACAACUCCCUCACCCUCUUCCUUAUCUUGCAUGGCCAGUUUACUGGUUCCUUCAAGGUUGUGUGUUCAUGGGUAUUUGGCUUAUUGCUCAUGAGUGUGGUCACCAUGCUUUUAGUGAUCAUGUAUGGCUUGAGGAUACUCUAGGGUUGAUUCUACACUCAUGCCUUAUGACACCUUACUUUUCAUGGAAAAUAAGCCACCGAAGACACCAUGCUAACACUGGUUCACUCGAACAUGACGAGGUGUAUGUCCCAAAGAGAAGAUCUACACUUAAUGCUUCCGCGUUUUACCUAAACAACUUUAUUGGUCGAACUCUAACUCUUCUUGUCAAACUUACUCUCGGGUGGUACAUAUAUUUGUCGAUUAAUGCGGCUGGAAGACCUUAUGAUAAAUUUGCUAGUCAUUAUGAUCCUAGGAGCCCGAUUUUUGCAGAUAACGAGCGAGUCUUGAUCCUCAUAUCUGAUAUUGGGCUCCUAAGCUUUUCUUACUUGUUGUACAAAGUGGCCAUGAUUCAAGGGUUCACUUGGCUUUUCUGUGUCUAUGGUGGUGCGUUGAUGGUCAUGAACGCGUUUCUAGUGACCAUCACAUACCUUCAUCAUACGCACCCUUCGUUGCCGCACUAUGAUGACAACGAAUGGAACUGGAUGAAAGGCGCAUUCGCGACUGUUGAUAGGGAUUAUGGAGUUCUAAACAAGGUGUUCCAUAACAUUACUGACACACAUGUGUUACACCAUUUGUUCUCAUACAUUCCUCAUUAUCAUGCCAUGGAAGCCACUAAAGCGAUCAGGCCGAUUCUCGGUGAGUUUUAUCAAAGUGACAGUACUCCAUUUUUCGUGGCUUUAUGGAGAGAAUCCAAGAACGGUUUGUUCAUUGAGCCUGAUGAUGAAAGAGAUGAAAAGAACAAGGGUAUCUACUGGUUCAGAAACAAUUAUUGAAUACCAGAGCAAUGAAGUAAAUUAUCAAUUAUCUUAUACUAUGUGGAUUUUGUAAUCUUUGUGCUUCGUUCUUCCUACAAUCAUAAUGAUGUAAUUCCUUAUAAAGGCGUUCGUCGUUAAAAUUAAUAGAGUAAAAUGUAUGUGGUAUCUGGUUGAAGGUAAAAAUGGGUGUAGUGACAUGUGGCAUAUGGGGGCAUUAUGCGAAGUAAACGUAAAAAUGAGUGUAGUAUUAUAAUACCCUAAUAAUGAUUAUCCAAUUAUUAUC
Molecule: messenger RNA, 1513 nt
Organism: Helianthus annuus (common sunflower)
Lineage: Eukaryota; Viridiplantae; Streptophyta; Magnoliopsida; Asterales; Asteraceae
Product: delta(12)-acyl-lipid-desaturase
Exons: 1
Coding region: 88-1248 (386 amino acids)
Biological process (GO): lipid metabolic process
Molecular function (GO): oxidoreductase activity, acting on paired donors, with oxidation of a pair of donors resulting in the reduction of molecular oxygen to two molecules of water
Source: RefSeq, a predicted model, not a curated record